UGGCAAGAUGGUGUAUGUGGCUGUAAAACCAAAAUCAAUCACAUAUGAAAAUCCAGUUCCGCUAACUGGAUCACAAUCAAGACUGCAGCUGCGCAGUAGAAGCCCUGCACAGUUUCUAGGCAACAGAUAUAGCUUUGGUCCUUGGCUAUAGCCAGGCAAAGAUUCCUGUGUACACAGAACUCUGGAUUUGGUCAGAUACAGAAGCAGUCGUGAAUGAGGUGCUUGCGGCAGAGGACCUGGGCUGUUGGUUAGGAUUCCCAGGAACGUCUUAAUUAGAGAUCUUACUAUGAAGAAGCUCUUCCCCUUCAGGGGAAAGAGGAAGACAGAUGAUUCUCAUAGCCACCUCUCAGACCUGUCCAUUAGCCUAGCCAGUACCACGCCCAGCCUGUCCACAGGUGGGGGAUAUCAUCUUCGAGAUAAGCCCUUAAAGAAACUCCAUAAAGCUGCUUCAGUUGGCAAUGUGCAGAAGCUGAAGGAUUACCUCGAACGCAAGAAAUACGACGUGAAUGGGCGGGACAAAAGAAGCAGAACACCUUUGCAUUUCGCCUGUGCUAACGGAUAUACAAACAUUGUCUCUCUCUUAAUUGAGAAUCAAUGCAAAAUUAAUGUCCAGGAUAGUGAAAACAGAACCCCAUUGAUUAAGCAGGCAGCAGAGUGUCAACAGGAGAGUUGUGCUACUCUUCUUCUACACCAUGGUGCAGAUCCAAAUCUGGGAGAUAUUUAUGGUAAUACUGCUCUCCAUUAUGCUGUUUGUGGCCAAAAUAUCUCAUUAGCCAAUAAAUUGCUUGACUACAAAGCCUAUCUUGAAGCCAAAAAUAAGGAUGGCUACACCCCGCUUUUACUUGCUGUUGCUGAAAAUAAUGAAAAUAUGGUAAAAUUCCUUCUGAAGAAAGGAGCCGAUGUAAAUGCAUCAGAUAAAAACUACAGAACAGCCAUCAUGAUUGCUCUGAUUAUUGAACCAACAAAUUCUGUAAAACUUCUUCUUCAGCAAGAUGCAGACCUAGCUUGUGAAGAUAUUUAUGGAUUUACAGCUGAGGAAUAUGCUUCAUUUAAUGGCUUUACUAUGUAUCAUCAGUUAAUUGCCAGUAAUGAGAAAAAGAAGAAAACCGAGCAAACAGCUCACUGA
Rattus rattus (black rat) is the source of this 1126-nucleotide messenger RNA. RefSeq names its product ankyrin repeat domain 7 (gene Ankrd7). NCBI's taxonomy places the organism in Eukaryota, Metazoa, Chordata, Mammalia, Rodentia, Muridae. The transcript has 6 exons. Gene Ontology annotation, molecular function: protein binding. Bases 287 to 1126 code for a protein of 279 amino acids. The record is from RefSeq and is a predicted model, not a curated record.